CGAGAAGGACUUUGUAAGGAUGUUUACAAAUUUCCUCAUCGCUCUUAAAAACGUACAGAAUUCCAAAUCUAAAUGGAUGAUUAGUCAAGUUGUUUUCAUUUUACAUAACAUUGCCAGAAGAAAGGGAGCAAAGAAAUUUUUCUCAGUAAACAACACACACGAUGUUAUUAAAAACAUGGAGUUUAAAGAAAAAGAAACAUCAAUUGUUGCAACAUUUCUACUGUUACUUAUAGAAGACGAUUCUACCACAGACACGGAGGCAAUAAGGGAAUCAAAACGUUGUCUGAAAGAAGCUUUAAUGCACCGUGUUACAAAGAAAGAAGGAAUGCUACGGCAAUAUUCACGAUCUGAGCUGCUUCAAGGGCUGGCUAAAAUCUUAGAACAAAAUGACGAGUUGAAUGAGAUGCUUCCACUGUAUCCACACCUAAAAGAAAUACUAACACAUAAAGAUCCCGAUGAACAAAUAUUUACUACACAAUGUUUGAGAGAAUUAUGUAGGAAUAAAGAAGGAAGUGAGAAAAUCGUCACAGACGAAGAAUUAAAUGACAUGUUAAGAGAUUUAAUAAACAGACAUGGGGAUCUUUCAUCUAACGUACAUUCGAUACUUUGGAGAGCUGGACGUACUACAGGAAUAUUGCCAUCUAAAACAGAUAUACUGCUGUCUGAUGAGUUCCCCAAAAGAUUCGAAAUUAAACCAAUGCCGUUAGGUCAAGGAGGUUUUGGUAGCGUCCAUCUUGUUGUCGAUAUAGACCAACCAGAUGAUGAAAAAUUUGUUGCAAAGAAAACACACGCAGACCCAAAAAAUCAAAAGAAGUGGAUGAGCUUACAAUCAGAGGCUUCCAUUUUAAUUAAACUGAAACACAAAAACAUCGUCAAGUUUCAUGGGUAUCAAAGGAAAAAAAAAUGAUAUAGUCUUAU
Molecule: messenger RNA, 918 nt
Organism: Physella acuta
Lineage: Eukaryota; Metazoa; Mollusca; Gastropoda; Physidae
Biological process (GO): protein phosphorylation
Molecular function (GO): protein kinase activity; ATP binding
Source: RefSeq, a predicted model, not a curated record